UUCUAUGAUCGCAAAAAGAAGGAUACUAACAUGAUUAUUGCAAUAUUAAUUUAGGAAAUUAUUUAUUUUUAUUGACGUUUAUUGAUGAAAAUCAUUUGGACUAAGAACAUAAGUAUGUUCCAGUUGGAAGUAGUUGGAAACGAGUUGGAGGGAAACCUUUAGGGAAUGGAUCAUUGCCGGCUCCCUCUAUCCAACGGCAGGUUAUUUUUUUGUUAUUUACGUUGUUGUUUAUUUCUUUUAUUUAUACAGAAGUUAAAAGAAAGUGUACUUUUGCAUGGAAUGGAGACAAAAAGACCAACAGUUUACGAUCUUCUUCAGCCUGAGCUGCUCACCGUAGAACAACUGUGUGAAAUCCUGCACACGAAAUGUAUUUCAAAAAAUUUUUCUAAAUGUAACAAAGAAGAACUAGUCGAAAUAUUUAGAAGGGUGGCAUAUCCAUUACCACAAAGGCCAUAUUCUACUAAAACAAUGAGGGGUAAACUUUUAGCGAGAAGGCAAAGCUUGGAAAACAAGAAAAGAACUUCCACCCCAAGCUUUAAGACGUUGACCCAUGUUGAAGUUAGCCCAAGGAAGUCGAUGGUUGCAGGCUUGUCAAAACAGGCUGAUCAAGAUACUCGGAUCAAGCCUCCCAUCGAUUCGUCUAAUUUAAAGCAUAAAAUAAUAAAGUUAAAUUCAACAAAUCGAAGAAAAAGUGAUGAUUUGGAAAAGGUAGUUAUUAAGGACAAGAGUAAAGAAUGUUCCUCUCAGAAAGAAAGAUCAGCGCCUUGCCAAGAAGAGACUAACGAGGAUAGGGACGAAUUCAACGGAAAGAAGCACAAAAAAAUAAAAAUAGACUUUUCCGACAAAUCUGAAAAAUCUACUCCCACGCCCAAGGUGGUCGAUUCAAAAAGACUUUCAAGUUCAACAGAGGUAGUUCCAAAGAAAAAACAUAAAAGGAUCGUUAUUUGAUCUGUCAAAUUAAUAAGUUGAUUCUUAACA
Messenger RNA from Cimex lectularius (bed bug), 978 nucleotides. RefSeq lists its product as uncharacterized. NCBI's taxonomy places the organism in Eukaryota, Metazoa, Arthropoda, Insecta, Hemiptera, Cimicidae. The transcript is spliced from 4 exons. The record is from RefSeq and is a predicted model, not a curated record. Gene Ontology annotation, cellular component: tRNA-splicing ligase complex. Bases 166 to 948 code for a protein of 260 amino acids. Gene Ontology annotation, biological process: embryonic morphogenesis.